Molecule: messenger RNA, 1122 nt
Organism: Stylophora pistillata
Lineage: Eukaryota; Metazoa; Cnidaria; Anthozoa; Scleractinia; Pocilloporidae
Source: RefSeq, a predicted model, not a curated record
AUGAUUCUCUCUGAUUCUGAAAAAACAUGGGUUGUUACUGGAAUAGCCAUCAACAAAGUUGUUGCUCCAGUUUUACGAGAUGUUGUCAAACAAGGAAUGGACGUUCAUUACACAAACCUGGACACAUACUCCAGUGGUCUGACCACACCCUGUACCCUGGCGACACUGACCUAUUAUGAGGUUCAUGCUGACCCCAACCUGAGAAGAUUAAAAUUUCAGAAUAUCAAUAACAAUCUCAUCAUUCAUCGUAAUCCUACCAGCUCGUACAACUACACUGUGAACCGUCUGUUUGAUAACUACCAUUCAGCUACCACUUUUUCUGCUGCUAUUCAAACAACUGAUGCUGUCAGGAAAGAUGUGAGGAACAAGUGGGGCCAUUUUGAUGUGACAGAAUGCACUGAAGCUUUCUACAGUGAUUGCUUCUCAAAGCUGGAGACCCUGGUAAGAAGUCUGGGGCUGACUGGUGGUAAGGAGAAGAACACAUUAGAUCAAUUAUCUGAUUGGCGAGGGAAAGGUUGCCAGCUGUGUAUGGGUCAUGCUGUGGACAAAGAUCUUCUUUCUCUGAAACAAACAGAAGUAAAUGGUAUUAUCAAGGACUUGGCUCUGCAGAGCGCUCAGCUUUUCCAAGUCCAGCAAACAGCUGCUGUCCUUCAAGUAAGGCUAGAUGAUGGCGAAGCCACCAGGAAAAAAGGGAUGAAACUUAUCCUGGGAAGACUUACGGCAAUUGAAGAAAACCUCGGAGAGGAAUUAUUGAGAAGAGUUCAAGGAAUGGAAGAAAAAGUGGAGCAAGUUGAGCAAAGAGCGACCAAGGCGGAUCAGAAAGUGGACCAGCUUGAGCAAAGGGCGACCAAGACGGAUCAGAAAGUGGACCAACUUGAGCAAAGGGCGACCAAGACGGAUCAGAAAGUGAACCAAAUGGGGCAAAGUCUUAGUGACAGAAUGAACCAAUUAGAACUUAGAGUGGAGAGUGAGGAACCAGACGGCAUCAAUAUUUGUUUCCAGUGUCUUUCCUGGAGCCUCUGUCGCCCUCAUGCAGCAGAACGCUCGCUGGUCAAAGGCGUCAGAACUCUGGAGGUUGGUUUUGAUUCAUUCUGUGAGCUUUACCAGUGCAAAUCAAAAUAG